GUCAUAAGCUAAAAGGAGCUUCAUCUUGCUUUUAGCAUUUCUCAUCAUUCAUUAACAGGAUCUCUAGCAAGUACAAGGAGACGCAAACACAAUGAGAAUACAGGUUAUCUUUGGGAUCCUGUGGAUUUUCAGUCAAACUGCCGCGGUUUUGCUGUUUCAGGAUCCUGUUGUCUGUAAAUUUAAUAAGAAUGAGCAGUGUUAUGUAGCUCUGGGAGAACAACUUCACCUGCAAAUACCUCCAGCAUAUGCGUUUAACCUAAACAUGAGAGACGAUACAUCUGCAAUACGUACAAUUAUACGAUUUAGAAAUAACAACCCUAACUCAAAAAAAUCAGAUCUCCCAAGAUGGCAGUUUGUUAAAGAGAAUAAUACUGUGAUACUAACCAGUGCAGAGACAAGCGACUCUGGAACAUACAUUUUAGACACCAGUGAUGCAGGAGGAACUUUAACAGGCAGUUAUACUCUCCAGCUGAACAUUAACGAACGCACCAAUCUAUCAUCGAAUGUCACAGAUACUACUGUUUCGUUGUUUCCGGAUCCUGUCUGUAUAUUUACUGAGAAUGAUCAGUGUUAUGUUGCUCUAGAAGAACAGCUUUAUAUGCAAAUGCCUUUGGUGGAUGGAUUUAACCUAAACAUGGUAGACAAAACAUCGGCCAAACAUACAAUUUUAAGAUAUAGAAAAAAUCACAGUAACCCACCAAAACCAAAUCUCCCAAGAUGGCAGUUUGUUAAUGAACUGAUGAUACUAACCAAUGCAGAGAGAAGCGACUCUGGGACAUACAUUUUAGACACUUUUGAUGCAGGAGGAACUUUAACAGGCAGAUAUACUCUCCAGCUGAACAUUAAAGGUUUGCUGUUUAAGGAUCCUGUUGUCUGUACAUUUACUGGGAAUGAUCAGUGUUAUGUUGAUCUGGAAGAAGAGCUUCAUCUGCAAAUGCCCUCGGUGGAUGGAUUUAACCUAAACAUGGUAGACAAAACAUCGGCCAAACGUACAAUUCUAAGAUAUAGAAAAAAUCACAGUAACCCACCAAAACCAAAUUUCCCAAGAUGGCACAUUGUUAAUGAUUUGAUGAUACUAACCAGUGCAGAGAGAAGCGACUCUGGGACAUACAUUUUAGACACCUUUGAUGCAGAAGGAACUGCAACAGGCAGAUAUACUCUUCAGCUGAACAUUAAAGGUUUGCUGUUUCCGGAUCCUGUCUGUAUAUUUACUGGGAAUGAUCAGUGUUAUGUUGCUCUGGGAGAAGAGCUUCAUUUGCAAAUGCCCUCGGUGGAUGGAUUUGACCUAAACAUGAUAGAUAAGACACCUGCCAAACGUACAAUUCUAAGAUAUAGAAAAACCCAAAGUAACCCACCAAAACCAAAUUUCCCAAGAUGGCAGUUCGUUAAUAAUAAUAAUACUAUGAUACUUACCAGUGCAGAGAGGAACGACUCUGGAACAUACAUAUUAGACACCUUUGACACAGGAGGGACUGCAACAGGCAGAUAUACUCUCCAGCUGAACAUUGAAGAACCCACUACUCUUGCAUCAGAUUUAAUUACUCAUGGUCAGGAGGCUCCUUAAACAUGGAGGGAGAAGAAGAUGAAGUUCAGCCUGUAAACAAUGAAAUACUAUAAACAUAUAACUAUGAAGCAAUGAUUGGUAGCAAAUGUAACUACUCAGUCUACAUUAUUUCAUGAUUUCAUUUCAGAUUUUUUGGAUUAUUUCGUUUUUCUUACUUUAUUUUUGAUAUUCUUCCUUCUUUAUAUUUCAAUAUUGCCAGAAUGUUUAUUAAAAACAAUUUUUAUAGACUUUUUCAUAGAUAUAAAUCUAUGUUUAAGUGUAUGUGUGUGUGUGUGUGUGUGUGUGUGUGUGUGUGUGUGUGUGUGUGUGUGUGUAGGUUAAAAAUGUCAUUUCUCGUUUGUUGCUUUUUUCCAUUAAAAAAAAAACAGUCUUUGAAAUGAUCAUCCUGCUGUCACUGUUAGUGGGAGCAAAUAUAUACACCAGAAUCUCCAGGAAACAGAGAAUAAUUAAGAGUAAGACUUUAAUACUUAGUAACGUAGAAAAUGUGCUCAUGAACAUGAGUCCAUGUUUGCCAUAAAGUAAAUAAGAUGUAAUGUCUAAAGCUUCCUUUGUGAUAUGUUUUCCUUUGCACAGGGAAAAGCAAAUGCAAAAAGCUCACCCUCACAAUCACCUGUUUCCAAUUACACACUCACUCACAGCCACAGUUUAAAAGGACUUUGAUUCAUUGUUUAACAAUCCCGUGUGCCACUUCUUGCUCUCGGCUUGUUUUUACUGUGUAUUUGAUUCAAGCCUGUACUACAAUAUUCUGUUUGUUGAUUGUCCAACCAUUUGCCUGAUUUGCCACAUCUGAGCAUGAAGAUACUGUUUAUUAAAUCUGUCUUGACCUGCA
Molecule: messenger RNA, 2393 nt
Organism: Silurus meridionalis
Lineage: Eukaryota; Metazoa; Chordata; Actinopteri; Siluriformes; Siluridae
Exons: 8
Coding region: 92-1564 (490 amino acids)
Source: RefSeq, a predicted model, not a curated record